AUAAUGCAAUUUAUAUGUGGAUAAUUGGAAGUACUGAGAACGGAGAGUGGGAUUUUCCAUAGCAGCGCAGCCCGCGUUGAAAACACACUCUGGACGUUCCUGCGUUGAAUUUCCUGGAGAAGGCCAGAGGAUUCUUCAUUCAUAUUCCUGUUCCAGCCAUUUCAUCACCCCUAAACGCCUACCUCUUGAUUAACUCUGUAUUUCUCUCUCUCUUCAAUUGAUUGAUCGUUGAUUUUCGUUUUCUUCCCUCUCCCAAAUGAUCACCGGCGGCCCCAAGAAGAGGCCACGCGCCACCCCCACUCGGCAGAACGUUUCCUGCUGCGCCGUCAUUGAUAAUUCCUUCUCCGAUGAAUCCCUCUGUGUAGUUUCCCAAAACCCCCGUAUUCGUAGUUCCCCCUGCAUUGGCGGCAGUAGCGCCACCACCCCCUUUUUCAAUGACUCUUCCACUGCCGACGUCAUCCUCCGCCUCUUCGUUGAUAGCGGCUCUCCGCUUGGAUCUUCAUUUUCCUCCGAUUCUGGCUCUGUCGAUCCCGCCGUGUCUACCUCCGACCUUCACGUGUACCUUCACUCUGACAUUCUCCGCCGCUCUAAAUACUUCUCGGUCAUUCUAUCGGAUCGAUGGAGUGGCCAGUCUCGUCCUCAAGAGUCUGAUGGUUUGUUGAAGCUUAAUCUCGGGGUCCCACUUGCUUCGGGUGCCAUUCAGUCUCAUCUCACGGUGCUGGAAUUGCUGUACACUAAUGAUUUCGCUAAUACGAUCGAUAGUGCGUCGACUGCUCUGGAUCUUCUUCCAGUUGCCCUAGAAUUGCUGUUCGAGGAAUGCGUUCGUUCGUGCGUUACUUUCCUGGAAGCAGUGCCUUGGUCCGAAGAGGAAGAGAGGAGAGUGUUGAAUUUGAUCCCUCUUCUCAGCGAGGAGGAGUCGAAAGAGCUUCUUGCGAGGGUAUCUCCUGUAAGGGAGGACUCUUGCGAAGCAAUGCUUGAAGGUUUGAUUUCGUCGGCUAUUUACAAUUAUCAGAACACGGCAUUCGUCAAGGCGUUUGUGGCCAAGAUUCUGCGGGAUUUCUCUUCGAGGGAAUCGGCCAAGAGAGUGCUGGAGAAGGCGUUCAAGACGUCCUUGCAGACUGCGAAGGAGUGCUUGGAGGAGUAUUCCAGUCCCGAUUUUAGAGGGGACCAUAAUGAGACGGAGGCAUUACAGAGACUGAAUUUGCACAAAGCGUUGACGUCUGGGAGGCAUUUGCAAUGGUUGUUGGAGAGAAUGAUUGAGCUGAGGGUGGCUGAUGAAGCCGUUAAAGAAUGGAGUGAGCAAGCGGCGUUCACAGCUGAUUUGCAGAGGGCAUUCCGGGAUGAUGCCUGGAGGAAUAUUGUCCCGGGUCUUCCUGCAGUUUUGCUUCGGUGCACUUACAGGUUAGCGAAGGCUGUUUCCGCGGGCGCUAUUUUGGCUGCUAGACAGGUAAGAAGGAAGCUUGUGGAAGACUGGCUUCCUGUUCUAGUCGUAUGCAAGGACAACGUUUCACCAAUGUCGCCCUACAAAGCAUUGUAUGUGGAGCUGGAGGAAAUAUUCUUGAGCAUUAUCUCCACACUUCCUAUGUCAGAUGCCCAAGAAUUGUUGCCGCAUUGUCUCAGCUUCUCAACCCGAAACGUGGAAGAUUGUCCUCACCUGGUCACAGCGUUCAAUACCUGGUUCCGGCGUGCAGCCCAACCCGUCAAACCCGAUUAUAAUAAGACCUCUGGUGAAUGAGUACCUGCGAGCGUGCGUCUUUGUUGCGUACCUUCUGUUCAAGGGAUGUGCAUAUGGACACCGAGUGCUCGGAAGUUGAAGUUUUAUCAACUUAUGGCGCGUGUAUAUAUACAUGUAUAGAGAAAAACUAACAGUCACAUAGGAUAACUCCAAACCCCUUUGAAACUAUCCUUUUGAGACUGCAUUUGCAUGUUUCUCACUGUUUUCCCUUAUCAAGCUGAUCUGCCUGUUUUCCGGUGGUUGUAUAGCUAAUAAGUUGUUGGCGCUUUUGGUUCGGCUGGGAGAACUAUUGUCUUGAUUAAACUCGGACCCAUACUUAUAGAUCCGUUUUUCGUUCCUUCUCUGCAUAAAACUUAUGAAGGAUAGUAAUCAUAUGGAUAGAAGAGGUAUGGCAAGAAGCAUAAAAUUUAU
Messenger RNA from Neltuma alba, 2146 nucleotides. Its product is annotated as BTB/POZ domain-containing protein At1g63850. The transcript is spliced from 2 exons. NCBI's taxonomy places the organism in Eukaryota, Viridiplantae, Streptophyta, Magnoliopsida, Fabales, Fabaceae. Bases 257 to 1735 code for a protein of 492 amino acids. The record is from RefSeq and is a predicted model, not a curated record.